ACUUCCGGUCGUUGAUGUAAGGCUCGUACGCCCGCAACUCCUCCCCCCUCUCUAGCACUUCUUCGUAUUUCCGCCAAUCCACGUCCAACAAAACGGAAUUCACUCUCUGCUCGCAAAUGUCCACAUAAUUCUCCCUCUCUAAACAAUCGCUCAACAGCCGAUCCAGCGACCUGCUUCCCGCCUUCCUCUCCCAACUCGCUCUCACCGCCUCAACGCUCUUCAACAAACUCUCCCCGCUGUGUCCACACAAAACCAGCGCAACGCAUCCGUGUUUAGAACUCUCCGAUGACCCACGCAACACAACUCCUCUUCAAUACACAAAACGUACCUCUUGCGGUGCUCCGCUCUCUCUCUGCCUCUCUUGCACCCCAAUAGCACCGCCUCCAGCAACCCUAUCCUCUUCUCCAACUGUCGAACGAACCUCUCUUCCUCAGACCGACAAAACUCGCCCUGCGAAUCGUCCAUGGCGCAAAACCACAGCCGCCAAACUGAAAACCACCUGACAACAAACUACGAAAACCUUUUUUUUUGCCAUCACCCCCUCCCAACCAGAACAUGCACACCGCGCCUCAAAAACCUGCAGCCCUCUAAAACAACCACUGUAAACAAAAAACGCCUCGCCGCAGUUCUCCAAAACGCGCCGAGUCGAUGCGCGCACACGCAUCCCGAUGCUCUCCGGUAAUUCCACAUAAAAAAAAAGUUCCUUUCAUUUUUGCACAUCUUUUCUUACUCCCGAGUGGCCGACCAUCAACGACAGAAAACAAUACCACGCCGCGCGAAACAGCGUGAAUGCAGACACUUCACAAAGCUAUCAACAUGAAUUUAAGAAAGAAACAAAAUCCAAAACUCGAACCUGACCUACCUCUUCUCCUCCCGAAAAAACACAUAAAAAUAGAACGUGACUCCCCUCCGAGCACAAAGCCGUUUGUGCCUCCUUCCAACUGGAAGGAAGUUUACCACCUCAUUGAGGAAUUCAGAUCAACUCAUCAGGCGCCGGUGGACGUGUUCGGCUGUUCUGCCUGCGGGUCCUACGGCAAAACUUCACCUCAAGAGUUCCGAUAUCGAAUUUUGAUCUCCCUCAUGCUGUCCUCGCAGACCAAGGACGAAACCACGUUCAACGCCGUGAAGAACUUGGCGAGCCACGGCCUGACGGUGUCCAAUAUUCUGCAAACCAGCGAAGAAAAAAUAAAUGAGCUGAUUUGCAAAGUCGGGUUUCACAACAAAAAAGCGGCCUACAUCAAAAGGGUCACGCAAAUUUUGCACGAUCAAUACAACGACGACAUUCCGAGGAGUCUGAAGGAAAUUUCGGCACUUCCCGGCGUCGGGCCCAAGAUGGCGUACUUGCUGCUACAAUCCGCCUGGGAGCAUUCCGAGGGAAUUGGCGUCGACGUCCACGUUCACAACAUAUCCAAUCGGCUCGGCUGGGCCAAGUCGGUUAGCCCGGAACAAACGAGGAAGCAGUUAGAGUCGUGGCUGCCAAGAGAGUAUUGGAACAAGGUCAACAAAAUGCUGGUCGGUUUUGGACAGACGGUCUGCAAGAGGCCGACCCCAAAAUGCGAGGCGUGUCCGGUGAGUGCGCUUUGUCCCUCUUCGCGGCUGGGGCGGGAGAUGCGCGUGACACCAAGGAAGAGAGAGACCGCGGCGACCGCUUCGGAGGACGUGGAAUCGAGAGAAGUGGAGGCGAAGCCCAGGACAAAGCAAGCUAGGCGCAGGCUAGAGAGGGGCGACUCGAGCCGAAAAGGGAAAAACACAAAGGAGCCCCAGCGGGGGACGACGCCGGAGAGAGAAGUCAGCGAAGAGUGA
This is a messenger RNA of Schistocerca gregaria, 1803 nucleotides long. RefSeq names its product endonuclease III-like protein 1. The transcript is spliced from 3 exons. Gene Ontology annotation, cellular component: nucleus. Gene Ontology annotation, molecular function: DNA-(apurinic or apyrimidinic site) endonuclease activity; DNA binding; oxidized pyrimidine nucleobase lesion DNA N-glycosylase activity. Gene Ontology annotation, biological process: base-excision repair, AP site formation; nucleotide-excision repair; base-excision repair. Bases 790 to 1803 code for a protein of 337 amino acids. Lineage: Eukaryota; Metazoa; Arthropoda; Insecta; Orthoptera; Acrididae. The record is from RefSeq and is a predicted model, not a curated record.